This is a messenger RNA of Protopolystoma xenopodis, 414 nucleotides long. The record is from the annotation of a GenBank genome assembly. NCBI's taxonomy places the organism in Eukaryota, Metazoa, Platyhelminthes, Monogenea, Polystomatidea, Polystomatidae.
UCAGUCUCUGGAAUUGUUGGCUUCGUCCGAAAUAGGCGCCUGAUCGGGGCUAUUUUUUGGGCUGAUGCCAACGGAUUGAGACACUUUCUUAACGAAUCACGCCUCGUAGACAGUGCGAAGACGUCUCUUUCGGGCUGUCGUUCGCCUGGCCCCCUAUUGCCCCCGGAAGACUCAGUCUCCUGGCGACAACUUGUUUUGGCUGAGUUGGGCAAAAUGGUCUUCUACACGACGGCAGAUGAGAUGCAACAAUUCUGCAGAUCCUUACUCAAGACAGACGGGAUGCAUACACACAGCGAAGAAGAACAGAAAUCCGGACAGAUUAGGCCUGUUUUUCACCCUAAUUGCCAUUUUGUACCAAGCCUACUAGAGGACAAAUGUACAACUAUGCAGACAAACAUACAGACUGGUGAAUAG